UUUUUUAAUGCAUCAUUUUAAUGGUGUUGUUUAUAUGGUAUGAAAGAGUAAAAGAUAUUAUUCUACAUAAUCAUUCAUUUAGUUAACUACAAUAAGUUUGUGAAACUGAUGUGAAAUAAUUUACAAAGCCAUAGAAAGAGGACCUCUUAUGGUUUUAUGGUGUUAUGGUCACAUAAAAGCUCUUGUACCAAGUAUGAUUUAGUUGAGUAGAAUAAAAGUGAAAAUAAAACAUGAUCCAGAACCAUUAAUUGAACACUGAAUCUGGAUAUGACAUGGGAUUGUGUAUUAUCACACCAAAUAACUCUGAUAGCAGUAGGUUUGGAUUUUCCACAGAUAUUAACUAAAGUUAGUGAAAAUCAUGUUGCACUGUUAUAGUUGAUGUAAAAUUGCAAAUAUUUACUAUACUAUACAGUUUGACAUAAUACCUACACUCACAAUACCCCAUUACCACAAACACAUUCUCUAUCUAUGGUUAUGUGUAUCUACAGUGUACAGAGUUCUCAUAGAAAUAACAAACUUUCACUGGAUCUAAUAUUCUCAGUGUACUUUCCAUGCAUUUUAAAUUAAUUUUAAGAAGUAUCAGAAUUCUUAUUCUCAUUGCAGUUAUAUUCAUGGUAGCCUAAAUCAUUAAAUGCUCAUUUUUUCAGGACAAGUUGGGUGCCUCAGGAGGACAUUGUGCUAAGAGAAUAAAGACAAGUAGCAAUGGUUAAAAAAGGCUAUGCCAGCUUGAUUCUUACUUCUAUUUCCUUAGAAUAUCUUUUUCCUACCCUUUACCUAGAGGUCUAUCCUUGAUGGAUUCUGUUUUAGCAUCCGUUCUGUUAGCUGUGACAUUUUAUUGGUGAAUUAAGAUCAUUGAUAUUGAGAGAUACCAAUGAGCAGUGAUUUAUUAUUCCAAGUAUUUCAGAUUUCAGUGGUGGUGGUGGUAGUUAGUGUGUAUGCGAUUCCUUUUUUUAUGUUUUGCUGAUAAUGUGAGAUUAUUUCAUGUGUUUUUAUUUGUAUAGCAUAAUACAGUGACCAGGCAAGAGAGCAAGUCAGGAAACAGUGUUUGCUCAUUUUCUAUCAUGAGUUUCAAUUCUAGGCUCUAAUGGGAUGGACUGUGAUCUGACAGAACCAUCAAAAAAACAAAAACAAAAGACCUGGUUAUUACUUGUGAUGCUUUUGCUUAGAGGAUUCAAUCACAGCAUCAGAGUAACAAGUUAGAACAACAACAAAAUAAUAUGUAAAAAGCGAUUUUCUCUCUGCUGGAGAGAAACUUGGAAUAUUUUCUUUUGGAAGAAUGUGAAAAAUAUUAGAAAUUAAGGUAGCAAAUGGCAUACAAAGCUGUACAGAGAGCUUAAUCAGCUGUUCGUAUAGGACCUGGAAGACCAGAGUUUUGAGAGUAAGGCAGACAGAAGAGGUCAAGGUAAUAGGAUUUCAGUGAAAAAAUAGACUCCAUGAAAAAUUUAGCUUGCAGUCAUUUGUGUGGUAUUUUGGCUCCAAAUCUUUCUUAUUCUGCCUGUGCCCUGAGAAAUUGAGUAAGGCAGACUACACUGAUUUAGUAGAAAAAUUCUGAAUCUGUUGGAUGCCUGUUACUAAUGACUCAGGACUAUGAUGAAAAAAGCAACAUGUGGGACAGAAAUAAUGCAGUUUAUGUUUUGUAAAGAAAAACAGCACUAGGUAGUUUCAGAUGGCAGUCAAGUGCUGGAACAGAAGCAGGAAUUUUCAAGGAGAUUAUUACCAUUCAAGAGAAGGUCCAAGUAUGUGCCCCAAUGGUAAUACUGCUAAGCAUUAAAUAAAUGGAAGAAGUAGGCAGUUAUUCCUAGUCCCAGGAAAGAACUUCAUAUAAAAUCUGCUGCAACUGUGGAUCAAGUGUGGCAGAGUCUGUUUCAAAACUGACAGGAUCUCCCAUCUUGUGCUGGUUGUGGAAACAAAAAAGAUGCAAAACUCAAAGGCUAGGAAUUCUUUCUCUGUGGUUUCAGUUCAGCACAGUUACCUCCAUCCAUGUUUGACAAAGUCAGAGCUCCAGUGUGAGGAUGAAUCCUUGGUUACCUUUUGAGACUACAACCUGUUGAGAUACUCAAGUUACAAGGCAUCUGCCAUGGAGAGCUGCAUAUAGGGAAUAGAAGUAAGCAAACUGAGAGAUGUAUAAAAAGUUACGGGAUAGAGACAGUUUAUUAAUUUGAAACUGAAGCCCCAUGUGUCUGCCACAGAGCUACCGGAUAUGGUGUUGCCCUGCUGGGUUUGUUGUCUUGGUUCAAUCUUCCCUCACUAUACACAUUUCCUUUUUAUUGGAAUGAGAAGGGGUAUUAAGUGCCAUUGUGUGUUGUCUUCUGAUUUUACAAGGUAUGGCAAUUAAGAGAUUGUCUUGAAUGUCUGAAGAAACUUUGGAUAUUUGAACAGUAUGAGUUGUUGUAGAAUAUGAGGAUCAUUGAAGUUAGAAUGUUUAUUUUCAUCAUGGAAUAACCAUGAGCCUAUAUGACCAGAAUCAGAAUAUAAUAGAGUGAGUUAAAAAGCUCCCAGAUAGUAUGAUGUCUUUGAGCACUUGUCUCUCUCUUUUGUCGUUUUCUUGGGGAGUUUGAGGAAGCUUUUAUAGUAGGAACCAUUCUAAAUUCCUUAUUGUGGGUAAAAUAUGAAUAUCUAUAAACUCAACCAUUUCCUGUUCUUUAUGUCUACUGUGUUGUGGUUGAAACUGAUCGAUCAACCACCUUUUCCUUCUCAUGCUGGCAUGCUUUCACUAUUAUAGACUAUAACUUUAAAUCAACUCCAGUUAUAUCAGAAGCAAUUGCUAUUCAGUAAUGAGUUAUUUUGCUAGCCAGAUGUUUUGAUAUUUUAAACUUUGUUUUUGUUUUUGAAGGCAAAGUUUCGCUGUGUAACCUUCCCUGUUCUCAAAGUAGGAAUUAGACAAGGCAGACUUCAAACAUAGAGAUCCACCUAGCUCUAGAGUUCUGGUGGCCAAUGUGCCUGACUUGUUUUUGUUUUUAUAUAUUGGCUGAUGGUCCUAGAAUGUUGGUUUUUGUACAAGUCAAGCAUAUACUGUUGUGCUGAUCUUCCUCCACAUCUCCAAUUUUUAAGUUUGACAGAGAGUAUAUUCUGUUUUUCAAGACAGCAUAUAUUUAUGAUGUUAAUAAUACUUGAGCCUUCUGAGUCAUUGAAUUGCAGAUGUGUGACAUUAUUCCUACCUGUCAUGUUUGUUUUGAAUUUUUAAAAAUGAAUAUUAUGUUGCAUCUAUGCAUGGUUAUGGACCUGACUUGUGCCUAUUUCUCAUAGUAGUCAGAACAUGACCUCAGAAUUCCUAAAGUUCGAAUAGUAGAUAGUUAAAAGCCACCUUGCAUGAACUGGCAAUUGAUUCCAAUUAUUCACAAGACUAGCAAGAGCACUUCACUGGAUGCAGUAACCUUUGAUGAUGUGCAUGUGGACUUCACUUCAGAAGAGUGGGCUUUGUUGGAUCCUUCCCAGAAGAGUCUUUACAAAGAUGUGAUGCUAGAGACCUACUGGAACCUCACUGAUAUGGGUUACAGUUUGGAAGACCAUAAUAUUGAACAUUUUCAAAGUUCUAGAAGACAUGGAAGAUCUGAAAGAAGUCAUACUGGAGAGAAAUCCUAUGAAGAUAUUAAGUAUGGUGAAGCCUUUGUACAUCACAGUAGUCUCCAAAUACGUAAAAGAAUUCAUACUGAAGAGAAAUUCUAUGAAUGCAGUCCACAUGGUAAAGCCUUUGCAAAUCACUGCCAUCUUCGAAUACAUAAAAGAAUACAUACUGCAGAGAAUCUCUACAAAUGUAUUCAAUGUGGUAAAGCUUUUUCAGGUCAUAAUACUCUCCAAAAACAUAAAAGAACCUAUUCAGAAGAGGAACCCUAUAAAUGUAAUCAAUGUGGUAAAGCCUUUGCACAUCAUAAUAUUCUUCAAAAUCAUGAAAGAACUCAUAUCGGAGAGAAAACUUACAAAUGUAAUGAAUGUGAUAAAGCCUUUUCACAACACUAUUAUAUGCGAAUACAUAAAAGAAUACACACUGGAGAGAAACCUUAUGAAUGUAAUCAGUGUGGUAAAGCCUUUGCAUGUCUCAGCAGUCUCAAGUUGCAUGAAAGAACACAUACUGGAGAGAAACCCUACAAAUGUAACCAAUGUGGUAAAGACUUUGCAAGUCAUAGUCAUCUUAAAAGACAUAAAAGAACACAUACUGGAGAAAAACCCUAUGAAUGUAAUCAAUGUGGUAAAGCAUUUUCAGAACACCAUGCUCUCCGAGUACAUGAAAGAACACAUACUGGAGAGAAACCCUUUGAAUGUAACCAGUGUGGUAAAACCUUUAAACUACACAGUCAACUCCGAAUCCAUAAAAGAACACACACUGGAGAGAAACCCCAUGAGUGUAAUCAAUGUGGUAAAACUUUUGCAUGUCCUAGUAGUUUCCAAAAACAUAAAAGAAUACACACUGGAGAGAAACCCUAUGAAUGCAAUCAGUGUCUUAAAGCCUUUACCUAUCAUAGUAGUCUCCGAAAGCAUGAAAGAACACAUACUGGAGAGAAACCCUUCAGAUGUAAUCAGUGUGAUAAAGUCUUUUCACAGCACAAUAGUCUCCAAAUACAUAAAAGAACACAUACUGGAGAGAAGCCCUACGAAUGUAAUAAAUGUGGUAAAGCCUUUCCAUAUGACAGUAGUCUGCGAGUGCAUAAAAGAACACACACUGGAGUGAAGCCUUAUGAAUGUAACCGGUGCGGCAAAGCCUUUGGCUAUCACAGUCAUCUUCAGAGGCACGAAAGAACACAUACUAGAAAGGAACCUUAAUAAUGUAAGCAAUGUGGUAAAGCCUUUGUAUGUCACAAUAAUCUUCAAAGGCACAAAUGAAUUCAUACUGGAGAAAAACCUCAAGAAUGUAUAUAAUAUGGUGAAGACUUUGUAUGGUUUUAUAAUCUUCAUCAUCAUGAAAGUACAUUUACUGGAGAGAAAUUCUAUGAAUGUAAGCAAUGGGGUAAAAGCCUUUGUGUUACAGGGCCCACUUAGAUCCAACACAGCUAAAGUACCAGGUUAAUGCUGGUAACAGUUUAUUAUAAUCAGGCCAUUACUGAUCAAUCAGGGCCACAGAACAUACUCAGCAGCUGAACUUUAACACUGAGCCAAAAUAGUACUGGACUUUAAAGCUUGAAACACCUGUUCCAAGGUGCAGCAAUGUUUUCCCACCAAUCAGAUUUAGGGGUAGGGGUUUUCCUUAUGUAGUUGGUCUCUGUCAACUGAUGCAGAAUGUAGCUUUUACAGUCUAAAAAUUAUAUUCAUUUUCUCUUUGGGGUUAGAAACAGACAUUGUGUUUUGGGAAACAAAAGAUGCAUAACAGAAGCUGUUAUUAGCAACAGUCAGUAUGUUUUGAAAAUUAAGGACCAUGGUUAGGAACAAUUAUGUUUUGGGGAGCAAAGAUGAAUAAUGGAAGCUUAUCAGUUAUUAGGAAGUCUCCAGCUCCUUUAUGUUCUGGGAAUUUUAAUUUAGUUUCACUAUAUGAUUAAAUAAAGACUGGUAACAAAAUGGCUAUACUUCAGACAAUUUCUUUUACUUGUCCACAGCAUUUGCAUAUUACAAUCAUCUUUGAAUACAUAAAAGAGAGAAAUCCUAUAAAUGGAGUCAAUGCUAGGAAGCCUUUUCUCAGAACGGGUAUUUACAAGUAUAUAAAAGAACAUAUCCUGGCGAGAAACCCUACAAAUGUAAUCAGUGUGAUAAAGUCUUUUCAUAACAUAGUUAUUUACGACUAGGACAAGAAGAACAAGUAUGGGAGAGAAACCCUAUGAAUGUAAGCAAUAUGGUAAAGCCUGUACAUGUAGCAGAAUUCAUGAGAAAGCCAUACUGCAAAGAAACCCUAUAAAUGUAGUCAGUGUGGUAAAGCUUUGCAUUUCAUGGUAUCUUUAUUCAAUACCAAAACUCUUAGUGUGUAAUCAAUCUGUUAAAGGCUUUACACAUCAUAGUAGUGUUUAGGACCUGAAAGAAUUCAUACUGUAGGGGAUCUAUUAUAAUUUUACAUGAACUUUUUAAAUUUAUAAUUAAUAUAAUUUUAUAAAGUAUGUAAGCCAUCAUACUUUAGUUGCACAAGAUUAUUCUGGAAAAAACAUCUGACAAGUGUCAAUAAUCUAAGCAUUAUGAUGUUCCUCUUUAUUUUGUUUGUACUUGUAAAUUCAUGUGUACAAUAGCUGUGUGAAUCUAAAUGAUAAGAUAGCCCUUUUAGAUUUCACAAUUCUCUUCAAUUAUAUGAGAUAACUCAUCCAGAUGUAAAAGUUUAUGGGUAUGUAAUAAUGCCUUUUCUGUUGUUGUAAUAAAGUGUAAUUCCUAGGGCCACUUAUAAAAAAGUUUGAUUUGACUUAUGGUUCCAGAGGGCUAUGGGAUCACCAUGAAAGUGGCAGUGCAACAAGUGUCACACAUGACAGCUAAAAGAGGAGGCUUAUACCACACAUCCUCAAUAUACAGCAUGAAUUAGAGUCAGACCUAGAAAUAGUGUGCAGAUCUAAACUUUCAAACCGACUGCAAGUGAUGUAUUUCCUUUAGCAGGGCAGCAUUUCUUAAAUCUUCCCCCUAAAAAUAAUACCAAUUGAGCAACAUUGAAUUCUCUAACUUCAUGCCUAUGUUCUUACAUUCUGUUACCAUUCAUAAUGAAGAAAAACUGUAGGUAACCUUUUAGGUGCCUUAACACCUGAGUUAAAGGAAUGAAUACUUGCAUAAGAAAAACAUUCAU
Messenger RNA from Mastomys coucha (southern multimammate mouse), 6682 nucleotides. Its product is annotated as zinc finger protein 431-like. NCBI's taxonomy places the organism in Eukaryota, Metazoa, Chordata, Mammalia, Rodentia, Muridae. The transcript is spliced from 4 exons. The record is from RefSeq and is a predicted model, not a curated record. Gene Ontology annotation, biological process: negative regulation of transcription by RNA polymerase II; regulation of immune system process; regulation of cytokine production. Bases 3310 to 4758 code for a protein of 482 amino acids.